AAAAACACAGGAAUAACAUGAAUCUAAAUAAAUGAUCCCACAUGGGAACAUCACUGUCACGUUAGAGAAUAUCCAAGGUAAUCCCAGGAGUUGCCGGACCACACCCAUGCGUCGUUAGACUUUCAGACUUUGGACAUGUAGGUCUGGCAGGGUUCAAGAUACGGACGUGGUUGUCUGCAUCGAGACGAAAUUCGUCCUAAAAUCUCUAAUCGUUAUAAUAGUUCAGGAUCAUCUCAUGUGAAAGGAGUAACAAUGCAUUUAGCCGUUGCCGUCCUGGUGCUGCUUGGGUCGUUUUUACCCGUCAAAAGUGGGCGCCACUCACUGGAGUACAUCUACACCGCCCUCUCCAAGCCUAUUCAUCGACAUGGUAUCCAUGAAUUCACCGCCAUGGGCCUGCUGAACGACAGGAUGAUCGACUACUAUGACAACGAUCUUCAGAAGAAGGUUUCCAAGCAGGACUGGAUGGAGGAGAAACUGGAUAAAGACUACUGGGACAAAGGCACUCAGUCACGCAAGUUCAAGGAGCAGUGGUUCAAAGUCAACAUUGGCAUCCUGAUGGACCGCAUGCGUCAGAAUGACUCUGAUGUCCAUAGUCUUCAGUGGAGGCAUGGCUGUGAGGUUGAAGAAGAGCAGGGUUCUGUGAGAUUCAUCAAGGGCUUUGACCAGUACAGCUACGAUGGAGACGACUUCCUGGCCUUCGAUGACACCUCUACACAGUGGAUCGCCCCUAAUGCUGCUGCUGUACCAACCAAGAGGAAGUGGGAUGGAGAGCAGAUCCUGAACCAGUACACCAAGGGUUACCUGGAGAAGGAGUGUGUUGACUGGCUGAAUAAAUUCAGGGGUUAUGGCCAGAAAUCCCUUGUUGAAGCAAAGCCUCCAGUUGUACAUGUGUAUGCAAAAAAGGCCAACACCGUGGGGAAUGUUGAACUCACCUGCUGGGCCACUGGAUUCCUGCCUAAAGACAUCAUCCUGAACAUCAGGAAGAAUGAGCUGGUCAUCUCUGAUGGCGUAAAGUCUUCAGGAGUCCGCCCCAAUGAUGGCAACACACACCAGAUAUGGAAACGUGUUGAAAUCUUAGAGAAUCACCAAGGAAGUUACGACUGCUACGUUGAACAUGUGUCUUUGAAAAAACCUGUUAUCAAUAAAUGGGAUAAUGUGUGCUGUGAUUGCUCUGGCUUUGGGGUCAGUCUUAUCAUUGGAGUUGCCAUUCCUGCAGUCUUGGUUGCUGUUAUCUUGGUGGUCCUGUUAGUCCUUUACAAAAAAGACAAAAUCUGUGCAAAGACAGAAGGCAGCAACCGUUCUGAUUCUGAUUUGAAGACUAUCUACUCUCCGCCAGGGAGUGCAGCAGCCCCCUCUACCGUCCUACCUUCCUCAAACUUGGAUCCAAAUAAGAAAGAAGGCAGUGACGGCAGUUCUGAUUCUGGACACUCCAGUGGUGGGACCCCAUCUCCGACUGGCAGCACUCAGAGUAUCGGUGCUUCUGCAGGAAACUCCAGUGGUGGGACUGCAUCUCUACCUGGCAGCAGUGUGGUCAAUUUUGUGUCUGCAGGGACAGCAAAUGAAUCAGCUGCACCCUUACUAACCAAGGACUCCACACAACACAUGGACGAUGGCAGCAACAGUUCUGAUUCUGGAGCGGGUAGCCGUAAAAGCCUAUCCCAGUCUUCCAGGGAGGAGGUGGUGUAGUCUCCCAGGCUGUACCAAAAUCAAGUAAUUCAUUUGUUAGUAAAUCUAACAAGCAUAUUAUUGAAAUCAUUAAUACACUCCAAUUUAAAGGGACAGGUGUUGCUCAGUGGUAGAGCAUUUGCCAGCUGAGCAAGAGGUCCCAGGUUCAAAUUCACCCCUGUGCACUGCUGUGGAUAAAAGCAAAGUGAUUAUAUCAUUCUAAAACGUUUGUGGCAGUAUAGAGGUUGGAGGUUGCUGGUAGAAAUCCUUGAAUGGACUAUGAGGAUCAGUGAGUUGGAUGGCAGGCCUUAUGUGGAGGAUACCUUCAGUAACCUCUCAAGUCUCUGAAAACACGAGUUGAAAUCAUGACUGAUUAUGUGUGUGGAAUUAGCAUGUAGAAGAGUGUGGAAUGUUGUGUUGUCUCAAAAAAAGAAACACAAGAAAUUAGUUUGUACAAUGUGUGGUAUAAUAAUUUAACUUGAUAAUCUGUUUUGAGUCACAUAAUUUCACUAUAAUGAAUGCUAAUAGGAUAUUGCGACAACUUUAUUGGAGCCUUUUGUUGCUCGUAUAAUAAGCUUGAUGACUAAAGGAAACAAUGACUAAAGACUGAAUAAAAUGUUGAUCGUAAGCUAUGAUUCUUUUGCACUCUUGCUAAUAAAAAAGUAUUCCUCUUGUUUAAAGAUACAUUGGAACAACUGUCUAGGCUGUGUUUCCAAGCAGGCUGUGUGUGACUUGAUAUUUUUGUAACAUUAUUAAUGAUGAAAAUAAAAACAAAUAAUUGCC
Hypomesus transpacificus is the source of this 2448-nucleotide messenger RNA. Its product is annotated as H-2 class I histocompatibility antigen, Q10 alpha chain-like. Gene Ontology annotation, cellular component: external side of plasma membrane. The record is from RefSeq and is a predicted model, not a curated record. Gene Ontology annotation, biological process: immune response. Lineage: Eukaryota; Metazoa; Chordata; Actinopteri; Osmeriformes; Osmeridae. The transcript is spliced from 14 exons. The coding region runs from base 253 to 1686 and encodes 477 amino acids.